AUGGACAGCAAAAACAUAAAGUGCUUGGAUGACUCAGGUGGUCAGGCGAGCCAUGAAGAUAGUCCAAUUACCUCAAUGCGAGCUCAGCAUAGAAUCAGAAAAAAGCAGACAUCGGGCUCCACAAUCACCCCAGACGCGCCGCAACGGCAAAUCGGCCGCUUGCGAGCCGUGUCGGACUUCGAAGCUCAGAUGCGAUCACGCGAGGCCUGUAUGCGGGAGAUGCACGGCAAGAGACAUCGCCCGGCAAUGCUUCUAUCACCCUUCUCCUAUGACGAGAAGCGCCAAUGGCACCCGAGGAAGAUUGUCGAGCGAUUUCCGAGUGCACAAGCCAAGCAGCCCAAGGCCCAAAUCUCUAGCGAUUCUAGCCGAGCCUCGUCACUGGAGAUUGCAUCCUUCAAACCUUCAGGCACUCCUGCCCUGGAGCUCCCGUCUACCUCGCCUGGUUAUCUGGGAUCCACGAGCUACUCUGCAGUGCUUGCAGAGCAUCAGAAAGACAUCCCGGCGGACAUCGAGGGCGGGACCGAGUCAGGCAGCGUCAUGCAGACUGUCGAUCCGGAGCGCGCCCAGUCCGGGCUGAGAGUGUUAUCAUUGUUGUACAACCUCUCGUUAAUUGACGCCCUUAUCCGGAAAUACUACCAGAGCAAAUGGUUCAUGAUCUUGCCGUACGUGGUAGUUGACUCGAUGCUCCUCUCCACUCGACGCAUAUUCGAUAGCUUUGAGCCCACGGAAACGGAAUCUCGCCUACGGGAUCUCUCCAUCCAGAUAUUCCGCAACUCAUCGAGGCCGCUAAAGCCACACAGGAACAUGACCAUUGACGAUUAUACGUCGUCUUUUACCGGAGAGAAUAUUCGCUGGGAGACUAUCGGGCUUAUGUUUGCUCUCUCCGGGAUGAGCCUACUGGCCACCCAUGAAACGGACCCUGCCAUAGCCGAACUUCAAGGGAGCCCGGAGGCUAAGGAGAGGCUUCUGAAUCAGAUCUCGGAGGCAACCAGCACUUGUAUUGCUUUCUGUGACCAUGCAGCCUCACCGAAUGAAAUACUUGCUUUUGCUCAGCACACAGAUGUGAUGCUGAGAACUCAACAAUAUGGUGAUUCCAGCUACCAGGCGUGGCGUCGGCUGGGAGACCUGUCCGCCACGGUGUAUGCGGCAGGGCUUCAUCAGGUCGAUGGGCCAGCGGACGAUGACUGCCCCUUUUUCCUGAAGCAAUUGAGGAGGGGUUGUUUUGCAGCUGCAUUCUAUAUCGACAAGUGUGUUGCCACGUUUGUCGGACGACCACCACUCAUCAACUAUCGUUACUGCACCUUGACUCCACCCCUUGAUCUAAGUGACGAUGUGCUCAUAUCUGGAGGUGAAGCCCUUGACAAUGCUGUCGCCCAACUAGACGCCGCAGGAUGGGACAGGCAGGGCAGGAGACACCGCACAAGCCUGAUUCGCAUUCGAUUCCUUUUAGCAAUCUAUCGAGAAGAAAUCCUCGAACUGGCGUUAGGAGUAGGGUAUCAGCAAGACUUUCCAAGAAAGGCCAGCAAAAUUCUGGAAAGAGCGCAAGCGGCCUGGGAGACCUGUCCGGACCAUCUCAGGUACGACCGCUGUUCCGAUAGUAAUCCCACCGGGUGGUAUGACACUGGCUCUCCGAUAUUCCUUCUGUAUCUCGACUAUCUAUACAGCGGGUUUUUGCUCCACAGGACCCUUAUCAAAUACACCGGACUCGGUCAAGUCCCGCUGUUUGACACUGCCAGGCAGCUCUUGUCGACCGUCCUCAGAAUCUGCAAUGAUCGGGAUAAUGCGACCGAUCGAAGCAGACACUAUUCGUGGAUUGUCCUGUACUACGGGCUUCCCAGCGCCUGCGUCCUUGCUUUCGAGGUGCUCCGUCAAACGCAACAAGCGGGACCGCACCCCGUCGUCUUGCCACGCGCAGAGGUAAUCCGUAACCUGAGCGUGUUUGUAUCCUGCCUCUCUUGGGUCGCACGCCCGGGCCAGGGGAAUUAUGGCAUGUGCAAGGAAGUGGAGAAGAAACUUUCCCACAUCUUGGACCGGAUUCUUGACCCUCCGAUUGCCGCCAGCGAAGACAUCAACUUCGUUAACGAUAUGGCGUCUGGACUGGAUAACUUCCUGGACUGGAAUAACUACAAUAACUGGGAGUUCAACUCGGACGUUUUCGGUCUCUGA
Rasamsonia emersonii CBS 393.64 is the source of this 2166-nucleotide messenger RNA. RefSeq names its product C6 transcription factor. The coding region runs from base 1 to 2166 and encodes 721 amino acids. Gene Ontology annotation, molecular function: DNA binding; zinc ion binding. NCBI's taxonomy places the organism in Eukaryota, Fungi, Ascomycota, Eurotiomycetes, Eurotiales, Trichocomaceae. Gene Ontology annotation, biological process: DNA-templated transcription. The record is from RefSeq and is a predicted model, not a curated record. The transcript is spliced from 8 exons. Gene Ontology annotation, cellular component: nucleus.